UCUCAGCACCUUCCCUCUGAGAGUCCUUUCCACACUGUUAGCUACUGACAGCUACGUUUUCUUGCCCAUUCUACAGAUUUUGAUGAAGCUCGACUGGGCUGAAGGUGAUAUAUGAUUAUGACUAAGUCUGAAAAUAAAAGAUUCGGUGAUUUAUAUGUUAGAUACACCGAGUUGACACCAAGUACAGCUCUUGUUCUUUUUAAUUACCCUUUCUUUAAUACCCCGUUCAUUCACAGGGUGGACAGAUGCAGAACGAUCGGCGGCAGUAAAAGCUUCCCUUUCCACACAAUAUGGAAAUCUACUCAUUUGGGUUUUUUUUUUAUUUCGCAACUUUAAGCAUUCAGUCACUUAAUCAUCUUUUCCGGAGUUAGUGUUUCCCGAUUGUACGUCAGAGUCACAUGCUAGCUGCACAUCUGACAGGUUACUGGUCCUGUUACGGUUUCUAUCCUGACUCUGGAGCCGUUGUGUCCCUACAGUAACGGAGCAGACAACAGAGUCAGUGAUGUGAGAUUCAGAGUGGAAAAUAAAGACAAAAUAAUAUAAAGAUAGACAUGAAACUUCUCACGAUGUGUGUUGAGAGGUGGAGGUGAAGCCAGAGCAAUAUCUCAGUACUACAGUAUGGUUCAUUACCAUGACUGAUAUUCUGGACGUCAUCUUUAUCAGCACUUGUUUUUUUUUGUUGUUGUUUUUUUUUACAGUAAUUUUACUUCUUACUUUUGUUUGUUGAUUGUAUUUUUUUUUUCUUCCUUCCAAGGAAAUGCAGAAAUCUGCUCUCCUGAAAAACUCAAGUGUGUGGACAAAGCGUUGGAGCUAUUGCAGAAGAGUUCAGGUGAGUUCUCAUGUGCAUGUGAGACUCCCUGUAAUCUGACACGUUACGGCAAAGAGCUUUCCAUGGUAAAGAUUCCCAGUAAAGGUUCUGCGCGAUACCUGUCCAGAAAAUACCACAAGUCAGAGGAUUACAUCAGAGACAACUUUCUCAUUCUGGACAUUUUCUUUGAAGCUCUGAACUAUGAGACGAUCGAGCAGAAGAAAGCCUACGAUGUUGCUGGGUUAUUAGGUGAUAUCGGAGGACAGAUGGGACUGUUCAUUGGAGCGAGCAUCCUCACCGUCCUCGAGAUUCUAGACUAUAUUUAUGAGGUGAUUAAGUUCAGGUUACAGCGAGUGUUGAGGCCACAGAAGGAAGAAAAACGACCACAGCAACAAUCCAGCACUGUAGCUACAGUCAACGUGCAGGACACAAAGACAAAGGAAGCCAGUGAGCAUACGGAGAGAAAUGCAGAGGGUGCAACAUUCACCAAAACCUUCCUCCCAAACCACCACCAUCAUCUGCAUCAUCAUCAUCACCUUAGUCAUCAAAAUGAGGACUUCGCCUGCUGACCAACACUAUGGAUCAUCUCUCUCUCUCUCUCUCUCUCUCUCUCUCUCUCUCUCUCUCUCUCUCUCUCUCUCUCUCUCUCUCUGAUCUUCUUUUCACCAGUUAAAGCUCCAGCCAAAGCUCACCUUCUACACCUGUGCUUGGAAUGGACAGUGUGUGUGUGUGUGUGUGUGUGUGUGUGUGUGUGUGUGUGUAUGUGUGUGUAUGUGUGUGUGUGUUAAAGAUCUGAGUGCUAGAUGUCUGGAUGAGAUGUUCUAGAGUGCUGGAGCAGUUUGAGUGCCGGCUCAGGACAUUAAUCAGAGCUUUCUCCAGCUGCUCUCCGUCUCCUCUGUUUUCUCUAUAAGUUUAAGCUGUCCUGUAAAAUUCCCCUUCAGUCACUGGGACACGAUUUGGUCAGUGCUGGACACAAACGUCUUCUCGCUGUAUAACUUAGCGAGUGUGUAUCAGAGCAGUAGUGUAUAUUUGUCUCUGUAGGAGACUAAACACAGUGUUUAUAUUCAACUGUUUAUGAUGAAUCACUUAAUCUGUAUUAAAGAUCUU
Messenger RNA from Tachysurus fulvidraco (yellow catfish), 1915 nucleotides. RefSeq names its product acid-sensing ion channel 4-A. Gene Ontology annotation, cellular component: membrane. The record is from RefSeq and is a predicted model, not a curated record. Gene Ontology annotation, biological process: sodium ion transmembrane transport. Lineage: Eukaryota; Metazoa; Chordata; Actinopteri; Siluriformes; Bagridae. Bases 892 to 1377 code for a protein of 161 amino acids. Gene Ontology annotation, molecular function: ligand-gated sodium channel activity. The transcript has 6 exons.